AUGGGGUCUCAGGUUCAAGAAGAGCUGACAGUGCUCGUCACUGGAUUUCAGCCUUUCCGGUCAGAAUAUCCGAUCAACCCGUCGUGGGAAAUUGCAAGAGCCCUCCCAGAAUACCUCCCACCACUGAGGGCCAAGGACCCAAACUCUCGAAAUGCCGUCGACAUCCCGCCUGUGCGCAUUCUGGUGCAUCCCGACCCCAUCCGAGUCAACUACAAGGUGGUGAGGGAGCUUGUCCCGAACCUGUGGGAAGAGACGUACUUGGGCCGCAAGAUUGAUGUUGUCAUUCACAUUGGCAUGGCAGGGCCGCGGCUCAUGUACCAGAUCGAGAGUCGAGGGCAUCGUACGGGGUACAAGUCUCCCGACGUUGACGGGAAGCACCUUGACGAGCUCGAUGGGAAACGGGACGAAGAGUGGAUCUGGCAUGAUCUCCCGGAUGUGUUGAAGACGGACUUGAACAUACAGGACAUCUGGCAGAGAUGGCAGCAGCACAGCUCGAAUGACAUGGAGCUCCGAAUCUCGGACGAUGCUGGCCGUUAUCUCUGCGACUUCAUCUACUAUUCAAGCUUGGCAACCUGUUACAAGCAGGACAAGGAGAGGAAGGUGAUUUUCUUCCACGUGCCGGCGGAUAGCUCUGAAGCCGUGAUCAAACAAGGCCAAGAACUGGCCGUUAAUCUCAUCCGGUCCAUUGUGGAAAGCGAAGUUGCCAAGAAGCAGAUGGCGACGGAGGCGGCUUCCUAA
Trichoderma aggressivum f. europaeum is the source of this 738-nucleotide messenger RNA. RefSeq lists its product as uncharacterized. NCBI's taxonomy places the organism in Eukaryota, Fungi, Ascomycota, Sordariomycetes, Hypocreales, Hypocreaceae. The record is from RefSeq and is a predicted model, not a curated record. Gene Ontology annotation, biological process: proteolysis. The transcript is spliced from 3 exons. The coding region runs from base 1 to 738 and encodes 245 amino acids. Gene Ontology annotation, molecular function: pyroglutamyl-peptidase activity. Gene Ontology annotation, cellular component: cytosol.